This is a messenger RNA of Caenorhabditis auriculariae, 5470 nucleotides long. The record is from the annotation of a GenBank genome assembly. NCBI's taxonomy places the organism in Eukaryota, Metazoa, Nematoda, Chromadorea, Rhabditida, Rhabditidae.
AUGAUCCACGCCUCCCGUCCGGUAUCUAGAAUCACUGAAAGUAAGGUCGGGCCGUCGAAAAAAAUGCUCUGUCGAAUUCUGCUGUUGCUGCUGACUUCCGUCGUCGCUGACCUCCAUUCGCCGGGUCACUCCGGAGGCUGCUCCAGCAACUGCAUCCGAGGCCUCGAGCUCAGACGCAUCGAACAAGUCAAAGUGAGAUUUUGGAUUUUGAGGAACUUUCUACAUUUUUUGCUCUUUAUGUAAAAAACAGUUAUUCCAGCUUUUUGCGUUCAAUUUCCAUCCCUGAUUUCGAGUCUUUCGACCUUAUUUUCUUCUGAUUUAUACAUUUCAAUCUUUCUCAAAAAUCAAGCAUUUUAAAUCCAAUAUUUUCUAUUUCUCUCCUUUUAGGUGGGUGGAAAAUUGCUCUGCACUACAGAUCCAGGAUUUUGUUUUGUGAACUUGGAAGCUUGUUUUUUUUGCGUUCUUUUAUGCAAUUAUGUUCUUUCAAAAUCAGGUAAUCAAUAAUCGGACUUGCUACCUUCUAAACGGAAACUCUCAAACAAUUUUCAGACUGUUGUAAAUUUUUCAAAUAAUCUGAAUAGGAGAUAUUAAAGAGUUCAAAUUUGAACGAAAUACAGUUCUGAAAGUACAGAAACUCUUAAUAUCAUUGUAUUUCGUUUAUCGAUUUUAGGCUCGAAAAAAAAAACAAAGAAAUGAGAGCGGAAGAAUGAGAAAAUAAAUACGCCAAAGAGUGAAGUUGAAGGCAUAGGGGCAGGAAAAAACGGUGUUUGAGUUGAAAGCAGUAUCUUGUAGAGUUUUUCAUUGCGAAGAACGGUUUUCUCAAAAAAGCACAGAUAUGAGCACCUCCGAAGAAAAACGUGAUUUUAUUUUCCCGCUUUUUAAUUUCGAAAAAUGCUUUGAAUCGGUGUACAGAAAACUGUUUACAAUAGGCGUGCAUGCGAUGAUGCGGACAGAAAGAAGAUUUUUCAUAAGAAAAAAAAACUGUAGGAUCCUUUAAACUAUCAAAAUUUUCGAUUAUUCACACGGAGUAUAGAAAAAAAGUUCUUUUCAUUUGUUUACGACCUCUUUCAAAGGGUUGUAUUUUUUUGACCUGUUGGGGCGCCACUUCUACUGUGACUAGUGGUCUUGUCGAUGAUGGAAUCCUCCAGGAUUUUUCCCUCUCGAGGACUUACCUGUUUUAGUUGAACUGUGCUCGUGUUGAGACUUUGGGAGACGGGGUCUAGCAUCACAGGACGAUUUUUCACGUUUCGAUUACUUUUUUUUGAUGUUAAUAUUAUCUUUCGGGUCGCACAUGGUCAUGUUUAGGGAAAACACAUGAAAAGUGUUAGCACCAGCACGAUUAAUUUUUGAUUUUUAGCGUAAGUAAACUAUGAACUCUGAUUAUGUCUCGAGAAGAUCUCGCACGCUUUUUUAGCGUAUUAAUGGAGAAAUUUUACACUUCACAAAACUUUAAAUUUUAUUAAAAACAGCAUUAAUGGGCAUUUGUAAGCGCAAAAUUAGUGAGAAUAUUCAUCUGAAGUUUUGAUCAGGUCACUCUGCGGUACGCCUCAGCAAGUUUUUUCAUUUUUUUUUUGAUUGGGUUUUUUUUAUUCAUAAUGUUAGCACGAUCUUUAUGAGACCAUUCUUGACGUCGGCGAAAAAAAAGUUACUCCCAUCUUUGUUCAUUUUUGGUUUUUUUCAUUUUCUCACGGGCGAGAGAAAGAUUUCGUUUCUUUCCUUGCGUUAGUCGACUUAGUAAGACGAAAGUAGAGCGUUCAGUGAAUAUACCGUACAGAAAAAAAGACAAAAAUAUCAUCAUUGGGUUGGGCGAAUUGUUCGCGUGGUUGUCUGGUCAAAAUAACCUGAGGCAGUUUUUCGCUCUCCGAAAUACAGUCACUCAUUAAAACGUAAACUUUCCUAGCCUGACGAUGUAUAACUAGUUCAGCUUUUCCUUUUUGUUUUGAGCUUAAAAGGAAGGUAGAAGUUGAACGAACUUCUCAGCAGAGUGAAAUUUUGAAACUGUGUUGAUAAUCAGUGAUUUAGACUUUUUCCUAUCAAAAUAUCGACUAUUUGAUUUCUGUUUCAAUGUUUAUUUCUGAGUUUUUUUUCUUAGCGCUUUACAGCAGUUGAAAAUGCUUUUAGAUAGCGAAAAUCUAAGUUUUAUAAACCUUUCAUAAAAAAGGUUUCAUAGGAUAAGAAUAUACUGAAACAACAUAGAAAAAAUUUAAAAAAAAAUGCAAAAUGAAGGAGAGUGUUGUAGAAGGAAUUGAACUUCGCAUUAGAAAAGAGCCGUCCGUUUUCUUUUCAUAUAAUUGUUCAACCAUGUAACUUUUCUUUAGAAGUAGACUUUGGGGUUAAUAUUCAAAUUCAGUAAGAUAAUAGGAACUUUUUUAGGUUGGUUAAAAUUUUUUGAUAUAUUUUGAGUUAAAUCGGACUUAGAAAUAGUGGAUCGUAAUUUUUCCGGUAUAAAUUCAAAAAAUCUGAAGUUGGAGAAUUAAAAAGAUUAAAAAAAUGUUUUAGAUCCAAACGUGCCAAAAAAAAAGGACAAAAAAACAUGUAAAAGAAGUUUGUAAAUGAGAGGAGAGCUUACCAGUAGAACACACAGGAGUUGCCGGCUUGAAAUGAAUACGACGAGCUUCUAGAGAUGGGUCAGGAUUAAAAAAGGAGGAAAUCUGUUGGGUCGGCCUGUGGAUGCUGCCUCAAUGUCGACCAAAACACAAAGAUAAGCGACCAAAACACACGUUUCUUAAUAUGUGAUAGUGACGACCCAAUUGCACUGAUCCGACCUCCGCGGAUAUCUGUCCUUCGCAUUGCAUAAUUUCGCCGUCGUAAUAUUUUUCGCGUGGCGGGAGAGCCGGCGACGGAAAUAUCCUAGGGACAUGUCUUGGUUCUUUAAUCGACGUGUUUAGGUUGAUCGGGGCUUUGAUUUUCCAGCAAAGAAAACAUAAAUAGAAUCGGUUUUUUUGGUAGCGUAAUUUUAGUAGCCGAAAGAAAGCGGAGGAAUAGUGAAACACGACCACCCCCUAGGUUGGGCUCAGGUUGCAUUUUUUAGAACGAAGAAUAAACUUUCAGACAAGCAAAGGUGCAUUUCUUCCAUCGCGAAAGGUGCACAAACUUUGGGAGUUCAAAACUCGCUCAUGGCAUAAGAUUUUCUGAGAAGUUCAGUUCGUCGUCAAAUUUGAUUUGGAGGAGUACGCUUUUUUUUGUAAAUGAGUUUAAAACUUCAUUGUUUCAGUGCGUAGAAAAUUUUUCUUGCUGAUUUUCAGAAUAGUCAUUCAAAUUGUUGGUAGCUCGUUUGAAGUUAACUAUGAACUGUGGAUUUUUUUUUUUCUAAGCCCUUAUCUGUGGUUUCUUGCAAUUAUCUCGCUUUGGUUGAGCUCGACAGCAAUGCUUGAUGAUGGUCCUUUUCAUAACGGGCAUUGGGCGACCGCGAAUGACCGUUUGCAGACUCUACUUUUGCUGGAGCUAGGACUGCGAAGCGAACCCAACAUGACGCAGCUGAGGAGGCCGUCGCUUGGGGAAAUCCAAGUGAUCCGCGCCCUCAUCGACGCCGAGAAGCAAUCCGAGCUGCAGAGCCUCGAGACUCGCUACGUCAUCGGUUAGUCCUGUAGAGAACAAAUCUUUCCCUGGGAAAUCGAUAAAACCCGUCUUUCAGGAACGAGUUCUGGUGGACCAGCUACAGCCAACUUCGCCAGCCCCAUCAAAGGAAAAAUCGAUUCAGUUAGUAACUUCCUUGGUUUAUCGGAACCCUUUUAUCUUUUUUCAGGUGAAGCUGACGUUCUACGUCAACAUAAGCGACGCACGUCUUCUAAGCUGUCGGGAAACUGAAGUCAAAGUUUUUGAAAGGAACGUCGAUGGAACGGUUCGACAAUAGUUCUCAGACACCGCUUUUUUUUUUGCUUUGUCAAGAAAUCUAGCUUUCUCACUUUGGUACCGCCUUCAUGUGAUCAUCGAUAAUUUUCCAGCUCGGGCCAUUGUUAGUGUCUUCGACCUACCGGAUUAACAACUCUAAACGGAUCGCCGUCGACAUAGCCGUCAGUCAUUAUAAAAGGUUUUUUUUUCGCUAGCUAUCGAGAAGGAAAACAGGUGAGAUUUUUUUUCCACUUCAAAAAAGUCAAACGGGGUUGUUUCGAUCUACUUGUUCAUACAGUUCAUACAAGAAAGCGAAAUUUCGAAAAAUAAUAGGAAAUAAUUGGAACAGCUUUUUCACAUUGUUUUUUUCUGAAAUGCUCAUCAAUUUAGUUUGAGAUGGCAACUGGGAAACAAAAUACCGGGAAUCUACGUCGAGGUGCUCGUUGACAACGUCAACGUCGCAGUUCAUCCUCGCGACUCAGAUCAAGAUGAAGAAGUCUGUUUCUUUGAAAAUCGUUUUUGAAGAAGCUGAACACGUCUUCAGAAGAUGGUCCUGGCGACGAAGUUCUCGACGCAGGUCCGUCGUCGACGCGACGCCGCCCCCGUCUGUCCUCGCGAGAAUCCCUCCGCAGGCUGCUGCAUGUACGACUUCGAGGUGACGUUUUUCCCUUUGAGUCCUGAUAUCUUCGAUUUUUUAUAAAGCAUAAAACUGACUUCAUAAAAAAGGUGAGUAAAUGAAAAACCGAGGAAAAAACACGAUGUCAAAAAAUCUCUCGCUCCUCUAUAUUUUUUUUAAAGUCACUCAAUUCAGCCGCAAAGAACUCUUUUUCUCGUUAAAUUCUUCUGACUAAUUGGUCUUUCGAGCUCCUCGAAUUCCGAAUAAGUGUUAAAUUGCGUAUGGUUUGUUUGAAUGAUUUGGAGCAUGUCGAAUUCUGAAGAAAUUGCUCAGCUAUAACUCAGAUCGACUUCGAGAAGAUCGGCUGGAGUUGGAUCAUCGCGCCGAGAACCUACAACGCGUACUUGUGCCGCGGCGACUGUACCCUCAACGGCCAUCAUGUCAGUUUCUUUCUUUCUUCUAAGAGAGAUUGUUGCACAUUUUCGAAAGAUUCUAUGAUACAAGCUAGUAUCGUUCGUAUUCCGCCCUUAAAAUAAAAAUAGGAAAGUUUGGUUAAUUUAUUUGAAUAUAUUGGCUCAGUAAACUUGACGGUCUUUUUUUUGAGAACGGGGCUGAAAAAUAUUCUUUUUUGACUGUUUUGAACGACCAAAUUGUAUCGUUUCACAUCAGUUUUCCAACUCUUAUCUCAUAUUUUCUGUUUCCUUGAAAAAAACUUCUCCAUUGGCAGCAAAACGUUUGAAUCGCCUGAAAACGCUGAUGAAUUUCGCUCCGAUUGCAGAUGCACAGACACGGACACACGAAACUUGUGAGGGCGACGGUCAGACAAGAGGGGACUCCUGACUGGCUGGCGGACCAGAUCGGCACGUGCUGCCACGCCACAGAGUCAGUCUGCCCUUCUCGCAACUGUAGUUGACCUCCUCCUUCAGCUACGAGCCGCUAACAGUCGUCUACGUCAACCAAGACGGAUUUGUCUCUCAGAAAGAUAUUCCCGGGAUGAUCGCGCGACGCUGUUCCUGCUCUUGA